GAGAAAUGUAAACAGCAGAGAGUGUUGGCUGUGACCUGGGUUACUGCACCUACUAUCAAGAAGAAGAAGACCUGGUGUAGGGCGGCAUUGGUUUACCCGCAGGUGUUGUACAGCUGCAGCUGUAUGCCCAACUGUUCCUUAUAUUCCGUAUUCCAGUACAUGGGUGCUCAUUCGGGCCGGAAUUGUCAUACCCCGUAAUAUUUAUCAGUGUCACCGCAGAAAUGUUAAAUUUCAUUGCCCAGCAAGCAUGGAAAUAUCCUAUGAUGCAUUCUUCAAUAGUUCUAAGGCUCAUCAGCAAGAGUGCAAAGACUUUGGUCAAUAAUCAAUCGACACAGACCAAAAAGUAUUACACUAGGAGCUGGUACUCAAUCAUUUAUCAUUAUUACAGUAAUAUGACUAGCCACAAUGAAGCAAAGAGCUUUGUAUACCACUUCCCAAGAAUUAAGACUGUGUCUGUGCUUCAGCUUGAUGAAACAUUAUCUAUACUACAGUCUCAAGGCUUCAGCUGGGAUGAAGUAAAGGAGCAUAAGGAGAUUCUCUUGCUUCAGCCGGGACACUUGAGAGAGCGUAUUCAAGUGUUACAUGACCUCUCAAUAGUUAAGCCCACACUGCCUCAAGUAUCUUAUGUCUCGGAACUCAUGCAUUAUAGUGUACGUGUUUUGAGAGAUAAUGGAGUCUUCUCUCAAAGUUUUGAUGUUGUUGGUCAUCUUCUCAACAUCGCCAAGGUCUUUCAACUUCCUGAGGGAGUGCAAGAUCAGUUUCUUCAAAAAUAUCAAGGUGAUGAAAAUUGCUCACUAAAGGACCUGCAUGUGUUUCUUCUGAAGCACUUUCUUGCACUAAGGUUUGCAAAGGACAUUCAGGAGGUUGAAAUGUUAUUUGAAAAUAAUUGGUUACCCGUCUGGAAAUCACUUGGUUCUUACAUUUGCAUAUGUGAUGUUAUUGUUGCCUCAUUAAAAUUUGACUUCUCAACAGUGCUAGCUAAUAAAUUUGUAUUAAACUUGGAUCCAGAAAAAGUGAAAGGCCUGCUAGAAAACUAUCCAUAUAUUGGCAAAUCAACUGCAGUGGAUGUCAUCAAGGCUUUUCCAAGCCUUCUGCUAAUACCAGUUAUAAACAUUGAAAGGUGGAUUAACCUGCUUGAAAAAUACCAAGUUACAAAAUUCAAAUUCAAUGCAGCUGCUUUGAGGCUUUUUAAAAUUAAUACCUUCAAGGAUGCUGAAGAAAGAUUGCAAGUUCUAUCAAGACUUCCAGAAUGGCCAAUCAUUUGUUUGUCAGAACAUUUGUUUUUUAUCCUUCGAAACUCAAAAUCCGUCAAGAGGAUAUUGAAUGCUGCUGAGGCUGGACAACUGGCUAGCUUAACUGCAAUUUUGGACACUCGUAUAUGUGGGAACAUUAACCGCUUACGUAAAGCCCCUUUGGAAUCGUGUUCCUAUGUGGCAGAAGAGCUGAAUAUCCAUCAAGAUGAGGUUAAAGAACUGCUGACUGGUAUCCAGUUCAUACAUUUUGGCAUGGCUAACAUUAAGAUGGUGCUGAAGCUACUUUUUGAUUUUGGGUUUACAAGGGAACAGAUAAUAAAUGGUAUAAUGAUUCUGAACUUUGAACAAGACUUAGUUAAGCAAGGACUGCAAGGAUUUCCUACGAGGCCCGAGGCUCAACCCUUCGAUGAAUGGAUGGAGAAUCCAUUUGUGCUUCAUCUCCUGGCUUAUUGUAUCAAAAAAGAUGUUCCAAACGUUGAUUUACCCAUAAGAAGAUAGAAUGGCUUGAUCAUAGCAGAACUAUGUAUGAAUUUAUUAUAUAUAUAUUGUCCA
Procambarus clarkii (red swamp crayfish) is the source of this 1805-nucleotide messenger RNA. RefSeq lists its product as uncharacterized. The record is from RefSeq and is a predicted model, not a curated record. NCBI's taxonomy places the organism in Eukaryota, Metazoa, Arthropoda, Malacostraca, Decapoda, Cambaridae.